This is a messenger RNA of Colletotrichum gloeosporioides, 1503 nucleotides long. RefSeq lists its product as uncharacterized. Lineage: Eukaryota; Fungi; Ascomycota; Sordariomycetes; Glomerellales; Glomerellaceae. The transcript has a single exon. Bases 1 to 1503 code for a protein of 500 amino acids. The record is from RefSeq and is a predicted model, not a curated record.
AUGGCUCAGCUUGGCGAUCUUCCCCCGGAGCUCAUCCUCACCAUCUUUUCUCACUUGCGCUUGGGUCUGCCAAUGCAUGACCUGUUCGUAUGGCCAGGAGACAUCGAUGAGCAGGGACAAAUCACCGGAGUCAGAUGGAACGACCUUCUCAACUUCUCACUCCUGAACCGCCACUUCCGCCGAAUUGUCUCCGACAAGCUGUACACACAGAUCAGGAUCCACGGCAAGCUUCCAAUACCGAGACUCGUAUCGCUAUUGCGGUUCGUCACAGCGCAUCCUCACGCAGCUGCCGACGUGAGGCAGGUGUACAUCAACCUCGAUCCGUGGACGACCGGAUCUGCAUUUCUUCAACUGGCGGACGUAGACUUCAUCCAGACCGCGGCCGCGAAAGUCGGAAUUACCUAUCCACAAGAAAUAUUCCACUGCGACGAUCGACUCGCUGGUGCUUCGGAAGAGAGAGAAAUCGGCCUUGGAAUUGGUGGUUUUUUAGAGCUGGAACACCUGCGACUCCAGGUUCUCGUCAACAUCUCGCUUGCUCAUCUCAAAGGAACGCAGGAACUGGCGCUCACCUGCGCCUACGGCAUAUUCAGAAAUUUCGGUCUCAACGACCUAGCGAAGCUGCCGGGAUUAAUCGAUGUGGGAGAAGCUGACGAUAGCACCAGUACCGCUGACAAGAGACCAAUGGUGGUGAGCAAGCCCUGCCUUCCGCAGCUGUUCUCUCUUGUCACGACACGUAUUAUACCGAACCGGCUUAUCGGAUUCGAUGGAGAUGAGAUUGCGAAUCUUCUCUGCAUCGGCCCAAAAAUUACUCGGCUGUGUCUUGCUGAAGCUGGACUGGAUUUUAAAAUUCAAAAGAGCGAAAAUUGGACGAACAAUUCUCAUCUGACCCUGACUACCCAGCACAUAGGCACCGUAGCCGUGCGCAGCAUCGCCAAUCACUGCAGCGCUUUGUCGACCUUUAAGUAUUUGCCAGAACUGGGAUUAUAUGAACCGACAGCGUCCAGGCCGGCUCAGCUCAGGGAGGUGAUUGGCGCUCUGCGCAAACAUGCGAACACGUUGCGCACGCUAUGCAUUUCGUCCUUAGCGCACCUUCCUAGCGGUUCCAUCACCAUGCCUGUUUAUACGCUCAAUGGCUUCGUCGCCCUGGAGAAUCUCUGGAUUGAUAGAAGGACCAUUACUGGAGACUCGGAUGUGUUCCCGCGGAUGCUGGAUGGAAUUGGAAUGGUGGAUCCAAGAGAAGGGUUCAUCCGGUCUUUACCACGUUCCAUGAAAAGGCUCCAUUUGCAGAGUGCUUCACAUCUAUCGAGCGCGGGACUUUAUUGGCUUGCUGGCAACAGCAAGUUGUUCCCGGACCUUAUCAGAGUUGAGCUGGACGUAUGGCCAAAGGGCGAUGGUGAUACGCCAGAAGAGGUGGUUCAGAAGCUUUUCCUGCAGGUUGGGGUGGACGCGCGGACGGGGCGAGAUAUGGUUCGGGACGCCCGCUUAUGGGAUCGAUAUUUCUGA